Molecule: messenger RNA, 3915 nt
Organism: Sycon ciliatum
Lineage: Eukaryota; Metazoa; Porifera; Calcarea; Leucosolenida; Sycettidae
Exons: 1
Coding region: 1-3915 (1304 amino acids)
Biological process (GO): DNA integration
Cellular component (GO): membrane
Molecular function (GO): nucleic acid binding; zinc ion binding
Source: RefSeq, a predicted model, not a curated record
AUGUCCGACUCAGACCCUGCUCCUGACAUUGUUGCCCUGACCGCGAUGUUGGCGGCACAAAUGAAGUCCUCAGAGGAGAGGGAACGUAAAAUGGCUGACCUGUUCCAACAAACUAUACAACGACUGACACAACCAACACAACAACCCGUGCAACCCAGCACCACAUCACCAGCUCCAAAGCCUGUCUCUGCGGAGCGACCGAUUUUACUGUCGUCCUCGACAUUAGCCGACUUCACGGCAUGGCAGGAAAUGUGGCGAGACUAUUAUGAGUGCCAGCACCUGUCAGCCCAGAGCCGUGAGACCAGAGUAUCCUCGCUGCGGCAAGCUCUUGAUGAGGAGCUACGCAGAUUUCUCCGCGAGGGUAUUAUCGUGACUUCUCCGAAUCCCGAUGCGGACGAUGUGAUUUCUGCAGUCAAGGAAUAUUUGCGACGGCAGCGCAACCCACUCCUGGAUCGUAUCGCAUUUUACGAUAGGUGUCAGUCGAAAGGCGAGUCUUUCGAUUCUUUUUACACUUCGUUGAAAGAAUUACACACUAGCUGUGAUUUUCCGGACGUUGUUUUGUGCUCACAAUGUUCAGCACACACAUGUAGUACCUGUCGCACAAGCCUGACACGUGUGCGUGCUGACACCCUGCGUGACAGGAUUGUCAUUGGAAUUGGUGACGACGCUACCCGGCACAAGCUAUUGUCUGCCAAGGACUUGACCCUGAACGACGCAGUCACAAUUUGCCGGGCGGAGGAAGCGGCUACCACGACGAGCAGCAGUAUCCCGUCCACCAGCCAGCUCAAUGCUGUGCGGCGGUCCGCGUACCAACGCAGUAAGCAACAAUCCCGACAGGGACAGCCUGGCAGCAAGAUGUCUGAACCUGUAUUGCCAUCUGCACCCGCUCCCUCGUCAGGAAGCGACACACACAAGAAGUGCCCCAAUUGCGGCCGGAGCCCGCACACAAAGUCUAGUUGCCCUGCCAGCGGCAAGAAAUGUAAUGGCUGUGGCAAGACUGGUCACUUUCUCGCUAUGUGUAGGUCGUCGUCACAAUCGGACCGGAACGUGAAGCAUGUGGGCCAACUGAAGUUGCAGCGUACUCGUCUUGCUGCGCAGCCUACAGUGCGUGUGUCCACCCGUUUAGCCACUGAGGAUGAGGCAGUCACGCUACCCUGGGUCCCUGAUACUGGCAGUGACGUCGAUGCCAUUGGCGAGCAUCAUCUCGAACUGCUUGGCGGGUUCCCCGAGAACCUCGACCAUGACCCAGAGUGCGUCCUAGCGGCAUCUGGAGAGCAGUUGCAGAACGCCGGCAGUAUUCGUGCUUCACUUCAGGUUGGCGAAGUACAACACAGCACCGUAAUCCACGUGUACAAGGGUCUGGACGAUGCUCUUCUAUCACGUUCGUCCUUGAGUGCACUCCAGCUCCUCCCGUCAGAUUGGCCUGCACAGUACCCUGCUGCUAAUGCUGCCGCGCCACCUAAGGUCCGUGCUGUAUCAAAGCCUGUUGUCAAUCCUAGCUCUGCUGAUAUCGCUCGUGUUCGCGAUGAGCUACUGCAGGAGUUCUCGGACGUGUUUUCCGACACUGGCUUGAAGGCGAUGGCAGGUCCUCCGAUGGACAUCCAACUUCAGCCAGAUGCUAAGCCGUCAUGUGUCCAUACCGCACGCCCGAUUCCGUACGCGUUUCGUGACCAGGUCAAGUCACAACUGGACACAAUGGUUGUCGAUGGCAUAAUCGAGCCUGUCAGUGAGCCUAGUGAAUGGUGUCACCCGAUUGUGCUCGUCGACAAGAAAGGUACCACUGAGAAACGCCUCACCGUCGAUUUCAAACGAUUGAAUGACCAAGUCCUGAGACCAGCCCACCCUGUUCGCACCGCUCGCGAUGUGGUUUCUGGUAUUGGAUCGGCACAGUUCCUCACCAAGCUUGAUGCAAGGCACGGAUACUGGCAAAUCCCACUGAGUGAGCAGGCAUGUCCAAUGACCACAUUCAUCACCCCAUACGGCAGGUAUCGUUUCCUACGCAACCCUCAAGGCCUGAUUUCCGCCGGGGAUGUUUUCAACUGCCGCACUGAUGCUGCGUUCGAUGCAAUCCCGAAUUUCGCCAAGGUUGUAGAUGAUUGCCUGGCCUAUGAUGACGACUUUGCCUCCCAUGUCACCCAUGUUCGUGACAUCCUGCUGUGUGCUCGACAGCAUGGCAUUACUCUGAGCCCGUCCAAAUUCACCUUUGCGUCACGUCACAUCCAUUUCUGCGGCUACAUUGUCAGUCCAGACGGCUGGGUUGUUGACGAUGACAAGGCAGCGGCUAUUCGCGAUUUUGACAUUCCUGCGAACCGCACUGAUUUGCGUUCGUUUCUUGGCCUGGUGAACCAGUGUAGCGAGUUCUCACCACACCUCGCCGCCUGCACCACUCCGCUUCGUGGUCUGUUGAAGACGACCCGUGAGUUUGUCUGGGAUGCCAACCACACUGUUGCGUUCGAGAAGACCAAGUCUACUCUGCUGUCUCCUCCUAUCCUGGCCUUCUACCAGCAUGGACACGACCUCCGUCUGGAGACUGAUGCCUCUGCACUACGUGGUCUCGGCUUCGUUCUGUGGCAGAAGCAGGAUGAUAAGUGGCGAAUCAUCCAGUGUGGCUCCCGCUACCUCUCUGACGCCGAAUCUCGCUAUGCUGUUGUUGAGCUUGAGAUGCUCGCCGUCGUUUGGGCUGUGCACAAGUGCAAGUUGUACUUAUCCGGCACCCUAUUUGAUCUGAUCACUGAUCACCGUCCGUUGAUCCCGAUUAUCAACGCGUAUUCUCUAGAUCAGAUCGAGAAUCCUCGCCUUCUCCGUCUUCGCCUGAAGCUGCAGUCGUUUCAAGUGCACGCUUCCUGGCGAAAAGGCUCUGAUCACGCGUUUGCUGAUGCGCUGUCUCGCAAUCCCGUCGGCAUCCCGUCUUCAGAUGAUGAACUCGGCGAAGCCCCUGCUCUUCAUUGCCGCAGCAUCCGUGUGUGCAUGCUCCGUGAUGAUGGUCCUCACCCCAACCUGAAGUUUGCUGAACUUCGAGCAGCCGCCUCAGCUGAUCCAGUCUAUCAGUCUCUUGUCCAGUGCGUUCUGCAUGGUUUUCCCGCUCGGCAGCGUGAUUUGGAUGCUCCACUACAACCCUUCUGGAAUGGACGUGAACACCUGUCAGUGGACCAGGGCAUCGUCAUGAAAGGCCAACGCAUUCUCGUUCCCUUGGCCAUGCGUCAACGUGUUCUCGCUAAUCUUCAUGCCUCACAUCAAGGUCUCGUCCGUACCAAGGCUCGCGCCCGACAGCUCGUGUAUUGGCCUGGUCUCACCGCCGACAUAGACACCCUUGUCCGUGCCUGUUCCGCGUGUCGAGAAUUCCAGUCGUCACAGUCAGCCGAACCACCGAUGAAUGACCGUCAUCCUACUCUACCGUUCGAGUUUGUGUCCGCUGAUCUGUUCUCUUGCCAAGGCUAUGAGUUUCUUGUUUAUGUCGACCGUCUGACUGGUUGGCCGUGCGUUGUUCGAACCGGCAGGACCACGUCAUCACACGAUGUCAUUCUCGCUUGUCGUCGUUGGUUUGCCGAUCUGGGUGUGCCUGCUGUACUGUGCACCGACGGUGGCCCCCAGUUUGCAUCGAAGAAGUUUGCCGACUUCUGUAGCCGUUGGCAAGUGCAACGCGUAUCCUCUUCCCCGCAUUAUCCCCAGAGUAAUGGACAUGCGGAAGCCGCAGUGAAAGCCAUGAAGCGCUUGCUGCUCAAGACCUCGUCAAAUGGCAAUCUCGACACAGAUGCAUUUCGUCGUGGUCUACUGGAGUGGCGGAAUACGCCCGGUCCGUCUGGCAAGAGCCCAGCUGAGCAUCUUCUCGGGCAUCCACUUCGGUCUUUCGUCAUUGCUGAGUGGACGCAGUUUGAUUCCUCGUGGUCGACCGUCGCUAGUGAGCGUGCGGCGUAA